AUGUCUACAUUCAACGUCAACAUCUUUCAUAUUAGCAAUCCCCGAAAUGUUCCCAUUAGCACUCCCCGAAAUGUUCCCAUUAGCACUCCCCAAGCAAUUCAACCCGCUGGGAACUCAUACCGUGCUGGUGCCAUAGAAUCUGGAGUAGCACCACAGGCGCCAUCGUUGUCAUCCUAUCACUCCCGACCUUGGCCAGGCAUUUUGUCGUUAGUGGCUCCUACCCCACGGGACCUUCUGGACAUAUACUAUGCGAGGUACCAAAACCAUAACGUGGACGGUGGAACGGCGGUUCCCAACGUCGAAUCCACAAGUGUCAUCCGUUCGUCAGUGCACAACAUGGGAUUUACAAGUCCCAAUCGUUCAUCCGCAGAUGUGCGGGUGAUUGGCGGCCGUCAAGACCUUGAAGGUGUAUCCGAAGAUGGUGCCCACUCUAUAAAUCUGCCUUCCGCAUUCUCAGGUCCAGUAGCGGAUGAGUCAGAGAUUAUGGACACUCGUAUCUUGCAUAGCCUAGCCACAGGAACCAUAGAUCCUAUUCUUCUCAUUCGCACCCUACCCCAUUACCGUGAUAAACAUUCCCAGGGCGCGAUGAGGAGCCGGGCGGCGGGAGUUCCAUCAGACAGAUAUCACCCGUACAAUGUGAUGAACAAGCCUUCCAGGAUAGCUGUACCGAGAAAUGGUGAUAAAAGGCAUGCAAAUAAUGUCUGUCGUCCAUCCGGAGAGACAGAAAAUUCACAAAUUAUUACUUCUCAGCACCGAGAACAUCACCACGGGCACGGCUCCGGGUAUGAUAUUCCCGUUGAGCAGAUGCCUCUAACGGCACCAAACCCAAGCGAUGAUGGAAGGGAGUCGAGGACGAAGGGUGAAAGGAUCCGUGAAGAGUUGCCCACAACGGUUGAACGGCUCUCUUCAACUGGAGAUGGCGAUAGUGGGGAGACAGAACAGCGGCCGCGAAAAAUCCAGGGUCAUAGAAGCGAUAAAGACCCUUUCUAUAGGACCCGGGAGGAGAUUUACUCCCAGCGCACCGCCGGUGUAGGGCGAAGUAGGAGGCGAAGGCGAUGA
Messenger RNA from Psilocybe cubensis, 1059 nucleotides. RefSeq lists its product as uncharacterized. The record is from RefSeq and is a predicted model, not a curated record. The transcript is spliced from 2 exons. Bases 1 to 1059 code for a protein of 352 amino acids. Lineage: Eukaryota; Fungi; Basidiomycota; Agaricomycetes; Agaricales; Agrocybaceae.